Cynara cardunculus var. scolymus (artichoke) is the source of this 1358-nucleotide messenger RNA. Its product is annotated as galactinol synthase 2-like. The transcript has 2 exons. NCBI's taxonomy places the organism in Eukaryota, Viridiplantae, Streptophyta, Magnoliopsida, Asterales, Asteraceae. The coding region runs from base 97 to 1122 and encodes 341 amino acids. Gene Ontology annotation, molecular function: glycosyltransferase activity. The record is from RefSeq and is a predicted model, not a curated record.
ACCAUCUCAAACAUCACUUGCCUUCAAGAUUUUCUAUACAACUACGAAGUACGAACCACGAAACAUAACCUUCAAUUUUCACUCUUCAUUUCAUCAAUGGCUCCACCAGUUAACAGAAACGCUGCCGACAGACCCACUUCCGGUCUCCUCAAGGCUAACACGUUGCCUCGCCGUGCUUACGUCACCUUCUUGGCCGGCGACGGUGACUACUGGAAAGGUGUCGUUGCUCUAGCCAAGGGUCUCCGUAAAGCCAAGUCGGUGUACCCACUCGUUGUAGCGAUGCUUCCCGACGUUCCGAUGGACCACCGCCAAAAGUUGCUGGCUCAAGGCUGCAUUAUCCGGGAGAUCGAACCGUUGUACCCGCCGGAAAACCAGACACAGUUCGCCAUGGCUUACUACGUUAUUAAUUACUCCAAGCUCCGUAUAUGGGAGUUUGUGGAGUACAGCAAGAUGAUAUAUUUAGACGGAGACAUACAAGUGUUCGACAACAUCGACCAUCUGUUUGACUUGCCGGACGGCAAUUUCUACGCAGUUAUGGACUGUUUCUGCGAGCGAAAUUGGAGGAACAGUCCUCAGUACCAGAUUGGAUACUGUCAGCAGUCGCCGGAAAAAGUCCAGUGGCCGGAAAAAGAGCUCGGUUCUAAACCUGCACUCUAUUUCAACGCCGGAAUGUUCGUUUUCGAGCCCAAUCUCUCCACAUACUACGACCUCCUGGAGUCGGUGAAGGCGACGCCGCCGACACUAUUCGCCGAACAAGAUUUCUUGAACGUCUUCUUUCGAGACAUUUACAAACCGCUGCCAACCGAGUACAAUUUGAUCUUGGCGAUGCUGUGGCGCCACCCGGAGAACGUGGACCUUGACAAGAUCAAGGUGGUGCACUACUGCGCCGACGGGUCGAAGCCUUGGCGGUUCACCGGGAAAGAGAAGAACAUGGAUAGAGAAGAUAUCAAGAUGCUGGUGGAUAAGUGGUGGGAUAUUUACAACGAUGAGACGUUGGAUUACCGGAGGACUGGUGCAGGUGGUUUGUCGCCGCAGUUGAUCACAGCGGUAGAAACACCCACGCCGGCGCUGACCAAGAGGGGUGGUCGUCCUCGCUACGUGACUGCACCGUCGGCGGCUUAGCCAUGGUGUAUAUAUAUAUAUAUAUAUACAUAUACAUAUAAUCGAGCUCAUAUGUUAAUGAGAUUUAAGAAAACAAUUAAAUUAAAAAUAGUGGGGGUGGUUUUUUAUUUUCCAUUUUUUUGGUGAUUUUGGUAUGAAUUUGUAACUAUGACUAUCGGGAUUUCCACAAUAUUUUGUAGAUGGAAAAUUCCUAUUUGUAUAUAUUCAAUAUCUUUAUUUUGUAAAAUUGCUGUCUC